AAACACGGAUUGUAGCACGUGCGAGAACAAAAAAUUGUUUCCUGGAUGAUUCGUUAUUUUAACGCUUACCGCGUAAGCAAGCUACACGAUCAAAAUCAUCAUCAUCAUCAUCACAAAAUCCAUAUCUCGCAAACCACGAUCCAAGAUCCUCUGUUUUUAAAAUCAUCAAAUAUCUUCUCUUUUCAUUCUAUCGAAAAUCAAUCACGAUGAGUUUCAUCUUCGGAAAGAGAAAAACUCCCGCAGAGCUUCUACGAGAAAACAAGAGGAUGUUGGACAAAUCAAUUAGGGAAAUUGAGCGGGAGAGGCAAGGUUUACAAACUCAAGAGAAGAAAUUGAUUGCGGAGAUAAAGAAAAGUGCUAAACAAGGCCAGAUGGGAGCUGUUAGAGUCAUGGCAAAAGAUCUUGUUCGAACAAGGCAUCAGAUUGAAAAGUUUUACAAGCUAAAAUCACAGCUGCAAGGUGUAUCACUUAGAAUUCAGACAUUGAAAUCAACACAAGCAAUGGGUGAGGCAAUGAAAGGUGUGACAAAGGCCAUGGGCCAAAUGAAUAGGCAGAUGAAUUUGCCAAAUUUGCAAAAAAUCAUGCAAGAAUUUGAAAGACAGAAUGAGAAGAUGGAACUGACGAUGGAAGUGAUGGGAGACGCAAUAGACGAUGCUUUGGAAGGGGAUGAAGAAGAGGAAGAAACAGACGAUCUUGUGAACCAAGUUCUUGAUGAGAUUGGAAUUGACAUAAACCAAGAGCUUGUAAAUGCACCAUCAUCAGCUGUUGCUGCCCCGGCUGCAAAGACUAAGGUACCUCAAGUUGAAACUGCUGCGGCCGAUGAUAGCGGGAUAGAUAGUGAUUUACAGGCAAGAUUAGACAACUUAAGAAAAAUGUAGUCUUUCAUCUAUGAUAUUGGGACUCGUAUGUAACGGCGGGAAGAAUGAACCUUAUUUGUACCAUAUACCUAUAAUUGACAAGUUGUGCUGUGAUUUGAUGAACCCAUGAUGAUUAUAAAUAUAUGUUGUUUUGUGUAAA
Messenger RNA from Trifolium pratense (red clover), 1017 nucleotides. RefSeq names its product vacuolar protein sorting-associated protein 2 homolog 1. Bases 207 to 878 code for a protein of 223 amino acids. Lineage: Eukaryota; Viridiplantae; Streptophyta; Magnoliopsida; Fabales; Fabaceae. Gene Ontology annotation, cellular component: ESCRT III complex; multivesicular body. The transcript is spliced from 5 exons. The record is from RefSeq and is a predicted model, not a curated record. Gene Ontology annotation, biological process: endosome transport via multivesicular body sorting pathway; protein transport; late endosome to vacuole transport.